Molecule: messenger RNA, 1107 nt
Organism: Rhodotorula graminis WP1
Lineage: Eukaryota; Fungi; Basidiomycota; Microbotryomycetes; Sporidiobolales; Sporidiobolaceae
Exons: 10
Coding region: 1-1107 (368 amino acids)
Source: RefSeq, a predicted model, not a curated record
AUGGCCGACGUCCUUGCGACCACCGCCUCGCCUGCGAAAGCUGCUCAGCUCGGACUCCUCAAGUACGCCAUCGCCAACGUGGUCGCGCCAGUGCUCGUCGCGACGUUCCUCGGCUGCAUCCUCUUUGGCGUCCUGUUCUACAUGGUCGGGUCGUACUUCUCGCGCUUCAGCUCGACCGACCGCCUCGCGUUCAAGCUCCUCGUCGGCGUCCUCACCUUCACGACGCUACUCGACACGGUGAACCAGUGUGUGUGGGCCUGGCGGUACACGGUCGAGGCGGCGCUCGACCCUUUCGUCCUUGCCAAGUUUCCUCGGUCGCUGCACGUCUUUGCGAUCCUCACUGGCAUCAACGUCCUUCUGGCUCACGCUUUCUUCACGUGGCGCCUGUGGGUCGUGAGCAAUAGGGAGAACUGGUGGCUCCCGAGCGGCAUGCUGCUCCUCGAGCUCACGGCGGCGGUCUUCAGCUCCUGGCUCCUCUACACCUGGCUGUCGGCCGGCGUGCUCGGCGCCAUCGCCUACUACGUCAUCAUCCGCUCUCAACGAGAGCUGGGCCCGGCGACGAGCGCCAAGCUCUCUCGCUCGUGCGAACCCGCUCGGCCGCAUCGUCAUCAAGUCAAGACCAUGCAGACGAACGCGGCGUCGCUCGUCGUGCAGGUCAUCACGCUCAUCCUCACGGUCAUCGUUGGCGGCCAGCUGUGGUACACGAUCACGGCGUUCCAGCUCUCGCGCGUCUACGUCCUCUCGGUCAUGGCCACCCUCAACGCCCGCAGCUCCUCGCAUUCCUCGAGCUCGUCCGACCCCUCCCCCUCGAGCGGCUCUUUCGUGCCACGCGUCGCCGGCCCGCACUCGUCCUUCAAGCGACGCCACUCGUCCUCGGCGCAGCGCUCACGCUCAGCAUCGGCGUCGGCGGUGGCGCCGGUCCCAGUGCACGUGCACGUCUCGCGCGAGGUGACGGUCGACGGCGACGAGGGGGACGAGGUCAAGGCGCCGGCGCCGGCGCCCGCGCACGGGCCGCUCGAGCUCGCGCUCGGGGUGCCGUACGCGGUGAGGUUUGAGCGGGCGAGGGAGCGCGACAAGGGCGAGGUCGAGCUUGGUGGGAGGAGCUGA